AUGUCUGAUUCAACUCAUGGACCUACAGAGGGUCCCGGAGAGUCUUCCAUAGCACCAAGCAUCCCUCAACGAGCAAGCAGCAAGAGAUCAGGUGUGUGGGAUGCCAAGUUCGCUAGUUCAAGCACAGAUGAACUUCGUGACAUGAGAGAAAAAAUCCGAGUGGAGCUGAGGGUUGCAUGCUACAAACUGAAACGAAAACGAAAGGUCCCAAUGGACGAUAAGUUAUGGGACCGUUACUUGCACCUCGCACGGCUCCACCAGCUCCAUGCCCAAGCAGAGUCUCAGCUUGGAAGCAGAGAGUUCAAUGAGACCUGUGGCGAUGCAGAGUCCUGGUACGGCGAGCCAGAUGCCCAGCGCUUCAAGUUGCAGUAUGACAGCUGGAGCCAGUGGGAAAGCAUCAUGAAGAAGCAUACGAAGAGUCUCCAAGAGCGUUUGACCUCGGGCAGUGAGAGUUUUGUCCGCCUCUUUACCGCAUCUAAAAUAGAGGCAUGGGCAGGAGAGGAAAAACUGACCGAUCCAACUUUGCCUGCGAUGGCGAAAGUCUAUUGCCCUGAUCCCCCCGCCCACCGCUAUCGCUGGGACCCCGUUGUGCAGAAAUGGAGACCGGCUUUACGUGCUGUUCACCUUUUUCCGUACCGUCAAUCUACUAGCAUGGACGAAAUCUUUGGGCAGGGCGCAAGUAAGGAAUUAUUUCAACCAGUGAACGGUUUGUUCCUGCACAGGAGGAUUGAGAAGGCCCUUAAAGAUGGCCUUCUUGCAAUUGUGCCAGAUAUCGACCUGGAACCCGUUGAUCCCCAGUUUCCCCUGAAUGAUCAACAGGAACGAAAUGAUAGGGUUAGGGAAUGGGAAAAUCGGCCGAUCAAGGACUACAAGAUCAUUGUAAUCGACAAGGUCAACCCCGAAGUCACCCAUAAGUUCUUUCUGGCUGAAGACAUGGGUUUUGAGAAGAUAGCAGACUUAGAUGGUCGAAAGCUGAUUUUUAAGACUGGCUUCCGACCACAAGCACGAUACGUCUGGUGGACUUAUUUGAAUACUAUUCUCCGAACGGCGUGGAACCCAAGAGACAGGGACAGCGACGUUCAGCACCAAGAAGUACGCAAAGUUGCACGCUACUGGGGGGCCCGUGGGAGAUAUAUCAAAGAGACUCAGUUGCUUGGAUUUGCGAAGGAGAUUGGCCAUGAUGUUGAAAGCCUCUUAAACCAAGGACAUGACCGGGAUGCCGAAGAGCCCGGGCUUGAAGCAUGCAUGAGGCUGCACUGA
This is a messenger RNA of Clonostachys byssicola, 1260 nucleotides long. The record is from the annotation of a GenBank genome assembly. NCBI's taxonomy places the organism in Eukaryota, Fungi, Ascomycota, Sordariomycetes, Hypocreales, Bionectriaceae.